CCACAAUGAUCUAAAAAAUCGCCACCAUAUUGAAACUCAAAUCAACCCCAUCGCCACCACAACUUCCACCCAAAAUGUCUCAAGAAGACAAAGCCACCGUGCCCCUCCCCCAAACCUCCCAAUCCGACAUCGACGAGAUCGAAAACCUAAUCACCGCGAGCGUCCAACUCGGUCCCUCCACGGUCCAACCAGCUCGCGCACCAUCUCCUACCCGUGCCUCCAUCCCCGUGUCCACCUCUCAUUUCGUCCCAUCAAACCCGCCCCCAACGCCUGCGAAACCGACUUAUGUACCACCCGCACCACUCCCGCCUUCUAACGUUAACCAUAAUGCAAAUGCAGGUCGGUCUCAGCCAAACAUGAGUGGGUUUGGGCCACAACUCAACACGCUGACCGAACCGGUUUGGGAGACGGUGAAAAGAGAUCUGUUGAGGAUUUUUAGUAAUCUGAAACUCGUUGUGUUUCCGAAUCCGUUUCGUGAAGAUCCUGGGAAGGCCUUGAGAGAUUGGGAUCUUUGGGGACCGUUUUUCUUUAUCGUGUUUUUAGGACUCACAUUGUCUUGGUCUGCCUCUAUUGAGAAGUCUCAAGUCUUUGCUGUUGCCUUUGCUCUACUCGCAACCGGGGCUAUUAUCCUCACACUCAACGUCUUACUGCUGGGUGGGCGUAUAAUAUUCUUCCAAAGUUUAAGUUUAUUGGGUUACUGUCUAUUUCCGCUUGAUGUGGGAGCACUGAUCUGCCUGUUGAAGGACAAUGUGGUGAUGAAGAUGGUGGUAGUUUGUGUGACAUUCGCAUGGAGCUCCUGGGCAGCAUAUCCAUUCAUAAGUACAGCAGUGAACCCUAGAAGAAAAGCCCUUGCAAUCUACCCCGUCCUACUCAUGUAUGUAUCGGUCGGCUUCUUAAUCAUUGCUAUUAAUUAGUUUAUGCUAAAUCCUAUUGAAAUAUGAUCAUCAUUUGUUAUACAAAAUUGAUUACUGGGUAUAGAGAGGCAAUUGUUUUCUUUAAUUUGUUUUUUUUUUUCCUUUUUUGGUAUAUUGUUG
Helianthus annuus (common sunflower) is the source of this 1034-nucleotide messenger RNA. RefSeq names its product protein YIPF6 homolog. Lineage: Eukaryota; Viridiplantae; Streptophyta; Magnoliopsida; Asterales; Asteraceae. Gene Ontology annotation, cellular component: membrane; trans-Golgi network. The coding region runs from base 75 to 914 and encodes 279 amino acids. Gene Ontology annotation, biological process: endoplasmic reticulum to Golgi vesicle-mediated transport. The transcript is spliced from 3 exons. The record is from RefSeq and is a predicted model, not a curated record.